Molecule: messenger RNA, 1954 nt
Organism: Syngnathus typhle (broad-nosed pipefish)
Lineage: Eukaryota; Metazoa; Chordata; Actinopteri; Syngnathiformes; Syngnathidae
Gene: tspan6
Product: tetraspanin 7
Exons: 8
Coding region: 102-857 (251 amino acids)
Cellular component (GO): membrane
Source: RefSeq, a predicted model, not a curated record
AACCCACCCGCGUCCCCCACAUCAACUUUUUCUUCUCUGGGCCGUCCUUUGAAGUGAGCUUUUUCUCUUUUUACUUCACAGAGAAACGAAAGAAGUCGAACAUGUCGCCGCCUUCACGUCGGCUUCAGACGAAGCCGGUCAUUACCUGCCUGAAGACUUUCCUCAUCUCCUACAGUCUCAUUUUCUGGUUCACAGGCAUGAUCCUGCUGGCGGUGGGCGUGUGGGGGAAGGUCAACCUAGAGGCGUACAUCACACUAGCCUCCGAUGAGACCACAAACGCGCCGUACGUUCUCAUCGGCACCGGCGCCGCCAUCAUCAUAUUUGGCCUUUUUGGCUGCUUUGCCACAUGCCGGGGCAGCCCGUGGAUGCUCAAACUGUAUGCCAUGUUCUUAACUGUGGUCUUCCUGGCCGAGCUGGUAGCCGGAAUAUCAGGCUUCAUCUUCAGGCAUGAGAUAAAGGAAAAAUUAGGCACUGCAUACAAAAAUGCUGUGAAGUCCUACAACAGCACUGAGACAAGCAGAACUGCUGUGGAUGCCAUCCAAAGGACUUUGCAAUGCUGUGGCGUGAAAAACUACACGGACUGGGCAGAAACCGACUAUUUCAAAGACCAGGGCAUUCCUGCCAGUUGCUGCAAAGUUGACACCAACUGCUCUCCGGAGACCCUCAAGGACCUGGACAAGGCUGGCAACGAAGUGUACAACACUGGUUGCUUCUUACUGGUGACUGAUGUGAUGGAAUCCAACCUGGGCAUCAUUGCUGGGAUCUCCUUUGGAAUUGCCUUUUUCCAGCUCAUUGGGAUAUUCCUGGCCUGCUGCUUGUCUCGAUACAUAACCAACAACCAGUACGAGAUGGUGUAAAGACAGCCACUGCCUCAUGCAGGUGAAUCAGUGUGCAUCUCCCAACCUAAACGACUGACGCUCCUGUGAUUUUUAAACUUUUUAGAAAAACCAACCUCGCCACUUUUUUUUAUUAUUAUUAUCCACUCACAGGACACAGCAGAGGAGCAAAAGGGAAAAUUCCAAAUGAACCUCAAAGGGAAAGUGUAGUUUGAUCCAAACAUUAAGUUGUUUCUUGUUUUCAUAGAAUUAAACGAUUAUUAAGAGUAGAUGUCAUUGUGUCAAUAUUAUCGCUUUAUUUUGUGCUUCAAUACUCGUUUGAUGUCUGGGUUUUUUUGCCUUUAAAUAAUAGGGCUGUAACGAUUCAUCGAUACACAUCGAUUAAUCGAUAUAAUGCUCUACGAUUUGUUGGCAUCGCUGCUAAACGUAAACAUCAAUCUAUAUCGCCCGUUUUUGACCUCAGACAUUAGACGCGACUUUAUUUUGAAAUCCAGUUCAUUGUUGCUUGCUUCCUCUUUCCGGGAGCAGUGCGCGGCGUGUUGUGUUGUGAGCAGAGCAGGCACGUGAAAGGGGAGCCGACAACUACGUGGCUCCUGGGCUGGUGCUAUGGCUAGUGUCCAAGAAGACGAGGAAAUUCGCUCCCCUUUGGGCUUCAAGUAAUUCGUUUGGAAGCACUUUGUAAUUUCCUAAACAAAGAGUUUGCAGUACCUUGUUGAUUUUGCGUAUGAAUUGUUAUAAAUCAGGAUAUUGUUCUAUAUCGAUCGCAGAGCACUAUAUCGUGAUGUAUCGUGAAUGAAUCACAGCACGCUUUAAGAUAUCGGCAAAUAUUGUAUCGGGCUUCUUUGUAUCGAUAUGAUAUUGUAUCGUGACAAAACCCGCGAUUUACACCCCGAUUAAAUAAUGCCGUUGCCUUAUUUUAUAAUUUUGAUCAAAUAUGCGUAGGUAAGAAGACAAACUGACAAAGGAUUGUGCGUGAGGUUACUUGUGAGGGGAAUGGCAUACAUAAUAAGCUACAAUAACCCACAUUUUCAUAUCGGUCAUCAGUUUAAAUGCUUUUCUUCUGUGGAUGCAUGAAAAAUGUUGAUGGAAAAAACAAAUAAAAGUCGAAGUCACAUGUC